Molecule: messenger RNA, 1125 nt
Organism: Periophthalmus magnuspinnatus
Lineage: Eukaryota; Metazoa; Chordata; Actinopteri; Gobiiformes; Gobiidae
Gene: thap4
Product: THAP domain containing 4
Exons: 5
Coding region: 75-587 (170 amino acids)
Source: RefSeq, a predicted model, not a curated record
GUUCAACAAACUGUUCAACAAUCUGUCUCCAAACUGUCAACAUCACACAGCCCUGUCCUGGUGCUAAUCCGACCAUGACCUGUCCCGUAAGUAGCUCGGUGCCACUGAAUGCAGCUGUGGCUCCUCUUGAAUGGCUGCUGGGGACAUGGGAGUCAGAUGAACCUGGAGAGGGCACUUUCCCAACUAUCAAGCCUUUCCGUUACACAGAGACACUACACUUCACCCAUGUUGGGCAGCCAGUCAUAAACUUUAUGUUUAAUGCCUUUCACAUAGAAACUAAGAAGCCUCUUCACCGAGAGUCUGGCUUCAUACGAAUGAAGCCUGGCACAAACCAUGUGGCGUUCAUAAAUGCACAAAAUACAGGUCUGGUUGACAUCGAAGAGGGGGUGCUUACAGAUAAACAACUGAAACUCCAGAGCUGUGCUUUGUCCAGGAUUUCUUUUGCCAAAGAACCCCAAGUCCAGCAGAUUUCUAGAGUGUUUCGUCUUCAGCCAGAUGGGAAGUUGGAACAGACAGUUUCUAUGGCGACAAACAACCAGCCAUUGACGCAGCACUUGCACAUCACUUAUCAGCGAACAUCCUCCUGAGCCAACAACUGAGCAGAUACUGACCUCAUAUAACUUAUGGCCAGUCAUAUGCUCUUUCCUUUGCAAUCACACUGGUGGAGGCAUUGAUUACAAUUUCAGAAUAUUUGCACUAUUAUCCUAUAUUCGUAAAUGUUUCUCACGCUGGAGCUCAUGGCAGCUGGUGUAUUGUUUAUUUAACUUUAUACAUGUGAAUGUGUAUUCUUAGAAAAUAAAAAUUAAGCAUUUGUUUUUGUCCAAACGACUUACUUCUUCAGAUAAUCACCUUUAGUAUAAUUUCUACCAUUAUGCACAUGCUAGACCUUCAUAAAGCAUGUUAAAAUGUUGUUAAAUGUUACCAUAAAAAAUUCAAAGGAUUUGUGAAUAUUUUCUGAAAUAUUCUUUGAAAUACAUUUUUGGUACAACUUUCAUUGUACUUUUACUACACAAUAUUUCUAUUUCUAUUUUUCUAUUUCCAUUUUGUGUAUGAAAGUUGUUUUUUACUUCACUUGAUUAUAAUUGACAAGUGAAUGCAAAGGUGAAUAAAUCAUUUGGAAUGGUU